UGGCAGUGAGUGAGGUGGACGUCAGUCGCUCCCCGUCAGCUAAGUGUCGCGCCCCACCAUCGGCCGCUUGCUCUCCAUCUCCAGUGCAGUUGACGUCUCCCAACUGCAUUUGCGACCAAUCUUCAUCAAGCCCAGCUUAACAUCUACGAGACAGAUCGCCUGGUCAGGCUUAUUCUUCAAGAUGCCGGCCUACAAUUCCAUGUUCAAUGCCGACCCGAACGUCCCUCGCACAAUAGGCAACUUCCCGCUGCUACCCUUGCGCACAAAGACCCGCGGCCCGGCCUAUACUCUCCCCUUCCCCAAUCCGCCUCUGCCCGCCAAUGAGUCUCCCGACCCAGACAGCGAAAGCUACGACAUCCUCGACGAGGUCCUCGCCCUAUUCCGCGCCAACACCUUCUUCCGCAACUUUGAGCUUCAAGGCCCCGCCGACCGCCUUUUGGUUUACGGCAUCUGGUUCGUCAGCGACUGUCUGACCAAGAUCAAGCCUAGCGCCGGCGUGCGUGAUGCUUCCAAGGAUGUCAUGAACGUGGCCCUCGAUACCAACUUCGCCAUUCCCGGCGACCCGGCAUGGCCUCUGAACCAGAUGUACGAGCCCCCGCGCGAUAGACAGGACGCCGAGCAACUCCGCCAGUACAUGUCCCAGGUCCGCCAAGAGCUGGCAGUCCGGUUACUGGCACGUGUGUACGAAGAAGGCGGCGAUGGAAAGCCGAGCAAAUGGUGGCUGAGCUUCACCAAGAGAAAGUUCAUGGGCAAGGCGUUGUGAUGCCGGUCGUCAAAGGAGAAUCGCCAGAGACAAGGGAAUACCUUGGUUGGGGACAAUGUUUAAGCGCAUAAGCCAGGACAAUAUGAUGAUGCCAAUUACUCCAAUUACAGCUUGAUGAGCUUCAAUAGGAGGAUGCUAGGGUAUCUAUAUGCAAGCCUUUUGGUGACAGAGGAUCCCUUUCUCUUUCGUCUUUCGUCUCGAC
Molecule: messenger RNA, 965 nt
Organism: Colletotrichum scovillei
Lineage: Eukaryota; Fungi; Ascomycota; Sordariomycetes; Glomerellales; Glomerellaceae
Product: ARP2/3 complex ARPC3 subunit
Exons: 3
Coding region: 182-763 (193 amino acids)
Biological process (GO): Arp2/3 complex-mediated actin nucleation; regulation of actin filament polymerization
Cellular component (GO): Arp2/3 protein complex; cytoskeleton
Molecular function (GO): actin filament binding
Source: RefSeq, a predicted model, not a curated record